This is a messenger RNA of Brassica rapa (field mustard), 1681 nucleotides long. Its product is annotated as monothiol glutaredoxin-S17. The record is from RefSeq and is a predicted model, not a curated record. Gene Ontology annotation, biological process: intracellular iron ion homeostasis. Gene Ontology annotation, cellular component: cytosol; nucleus. NCBI's taxonomy places the organism in Eukaryota, Viridiplantae, Streptophyta, Magnoliopsida, Brassicales, Brassicaceae.
AACUUUUAUUUACAUAAAGCUCUCACCUUUCAUUCUCCUCCAGCGACAGAAGCAUCGCGACCGUGUGUAAUCUAAAGCAAUCGUAGAUCUUCGAAGAUGGGUGGUGCGGUGAAGGAUAUAGCUUCAAAGUCCGAGCUUGAUAACUUGCGCCAGAGCGGCGCACCGGUGGUGCUUCACUUCUGGGCGUCGUGGUGUGAUGCUUCGAAGCAGAUGGAUCAAGUCUUCUCUCACCUCGCUACCGACUUCCCUCGCGCCCACUUCUUUAGGGUAGAAGCUGAGGAACAUCCUGAGAUAUCUGAAGCUUACUCUGUUUCUGCUGUUCCUUAUUUCGUCUUCUUCAAGGAUGGCAAAGAUGUAGACACACUUGAGGGAGCAGAUCCAUCAAGCUUAGCCAAUAAAGUUGGCAGAGUUGCUGGUUCCAGCACUUCUAAUGAGCCUGCUGCUCCUGCAAGCCUAGGGUUGGCUGCAGGGCCAACGAUUCUCGAAACCGUCAAGGAGAAUGCGAAAGCUACUUCGAAAGACCGAGCUCAGCCUUUAUCCACCACCACCACCACGGAAGCUCUCAAUACCCGUUUGGAGAAACUUACCAACUCUCACCCUGUUAUGUUGUUCAUGAAAGGUACCCCUGAGGAGCCUAGGUGCGGUUUCAGCAAGAACGUAGUUAACAUCUUGAAGGAGGAGGAAGUUGAGUUCGGAAGUUUCGAUAUACUUUCGGACAACGAAGUCCGUGAAGGUCUGAAGAAGUUCUCCAACUGGCCAACGUACCCUCAGCUGUACAGCAACGGAGAGCUACUCGGUGGAGCUGAUAUUGUGAUAGCGAUGCACGAGAGCGGCGAGCUGAAGGAAGCUUUGACUGAUGAAGCUGGAAAAGGAGGAGGUGGGAUCAGUUCAGGCAACGCAGGAGGGUUAAGCGAAACGCUCCGAGCUCGGCUCGAAGGGCUUGUUAACUCAAGUCCAGUGAUGCUGUUCAUGAAAGGAAAGCCAGAAGAGCCAAAGUGCGGGUUCAGUGGGAAAGUGGUUGAGAUUCUCAACCAAGAGAAGAUCGAGUUCGCAAGCUUUGAUAUACUCUUGGAUGAUGAAGUUCGCCAAGGGCUUAAAGUGUACUCAAACUGGUCGAGUUACCCUCAGCUCUACGUCAAAGGCGAGCUUCUAGGGGGAUCAGACAUUGUCUUGGAGAUGCAAAAGAGCGGCGAGCUGAAACAAGUUUUUUCCGAGAAAGGAAAGAGUCUUGAAGAGAGAUUGAAGUCGUUGAUUAACUCUGAGAAGGUUAUGCUUUUCAUGAAAGGCUCACCGGAUGAACCAAAGUGCGGGUUUAGCUCCAAAGUUGUGAAGGCGCUGAGAGAUGAAGAUGUGAGUUUCGGGUCGUUUGAUAUAUUGAGUGAUGAAGAAGUGAGGCAAGGGAUUAAGAGCUUCUCGAACUGGCCUACGUUUCCUCAGCUUUACUAUAAAGGUGAGUUGGUUGGAGGGUGUGAUAUCAUUAUGGAGCUGAGUAGCAGUGGUGAUCUCAAAGCAACAUUGUCCGAGUAAAAGCAAUAGUUUCUCUCUUCUAUUUUUUGCCUUUUGGUGAGAAGAUGAUAUUUCUGGUAAUAAUAUGUUUAGGUGUUGCAAACAUUGUUGUUACUUAGGGUUUGUAUUAUUUAUAUGAUUGGGGAAACAUUUUUUCGCAUGUCAUUUUUUUUUU